UUCAUUAAGUGUCAGAGGUGCGCAAACAGUGUCCAGCAAGAGCAGAGCGAUCGUUCAGUGUCUGUGGGUGAAGUUCAACAUACAAUGGCAGAAAAACCCUUGACAGACUGGGACAGUGGUCUCCUUGACUGCUUUGAGGAUACACGUACUUGCUGCUAUGGAUUCUGGUGCUGCCCCUGUCUCGCCUGCACUGUUUCAGGAAGAUUUGGAGAGAACAACUGUCUCCCUUUAUGUGAUAUAAUCGGCCCUGGUGUAUUCGCAGCCUUUGGGAUACCUGUUUGUGUUCCUCCUGCAGUUUUGUCUGUAAGAGCUGCCAUGCGAAACAGAUAUGGCAUCAAGGGCUCUCUCUGUAAGGACAUUGCAAUUUCCUGUUUCUGUGAGUGGUGCUCCUGGUGUCAGAUGCAUCGCGAGUUAAGGCAUCGCAAGAAAACCCCGACUGUUGUCAACAUACAGAAUAACACUGUUGUCAACAUGCAGCCUAUUCCAACUGUCCAGCCAGGAGUAAUGAUGAUGAUGCCUGCACAACCAGUUGCAACUGGUUUCAUGACUCAACCAACAGUGGUCAUUCAAACAAAGUGAGACUCGUAGAAAUCUGAUGCUGCUCAGAGUGUGUUCUCACGUAUUUACUCGUAAAAAAAUAGGAAUGUAAUCAUUUAGUAUGUUAAAUCCUUACAAUUGAUUUCCUAGCUAUCAAGAAGAUUAAGAGAGUUAACAUAAAUGAAGGGAAUGAUGACUGCCCAUUUGAAGUUUAGUUACAAAUGUAGAUGUACUUUGUUGUUUAAGUAAUAAUAAUAUUUUACUGACUAAAUAAAAACAUGAA
This is a messenger RNA of Oreochromis aureus, 820 nucleotides long. RefSeq names its product cornifelin-like. The transcript is spliced from 4 exons. The coding region runs from base 85 to 579 and encodes 164 amino acids. The record is from RefSeq and is a predicted model, not a curated record. Lineage: Eukaryota; Metazoa; Chordata; Actinopteri; Cichliformes; Cichlidae.